CCAAAACCAAAAGUAUCACAUCUAUUAUCUUACAUUAGAUUACGACAAUAACCCAAUGGCUAGACAAUUUCUAUUCGCUUUUUUCAUCAUUGUCAUUUCUCUUCCCGCAGUCACCUUUGCUAGAGAGUUUAUAGUUGGUGAUGCAGCUGGAUGGACAACAACGUACGAUUAUGAAGGUUGGGCCAAAGGAAAAGAAUUUCGGGUUGGAGAUAAACUUGUUUUCAAGUAUACUAUUGGGCUUCACAACUUGUAUCAAGUGAACGAAGAUGCCUACAAGAACUGCAUUAUUCCACAGGAUGGAGAAUUAGCUUCAGGAGAGGAUACAAUUGCUCUUGAAAGCGUAGGGCCAAAAUAUUUCGUUUGUGGUGUAGGGUUGCACUGCGAGAAAGGUGGCCAAAAGCUCUCAAUAAAUGUGAAACAAAGACACACACAAGGGCCAAUCCAAGGUGCAAAAACACCUUCUAAAUCCCCAGUUGUAGCACCUUCUCAAUCUCCAGCUACAAAUGCCUUACCAAAUGCACCACCUUCUCAAUCCUCCGAUACAAAUGGCCCACCAUAUGCACAACCAUCUCAAUUACCGACUACCAAUGACUCAUCGAAUGGGGUGCCUUCUCAAUCUUCAGCCUUUAGUGAUUAUUCAGAUGUUGCGUCUUCUCCAAAGGCUUCUAGUAAAUCAUCAAACGGAUUCAGCAAGACUAGAUAUCACUUACCAAUAGUUAUAGCAGGUGUACUUGUGGCUCUAAUUGUAUGUUAAUUCAAAUUGCAAUGUUCUUUAUCCUUCUUUUAAGUAAUGGGAUUUUAUAAUUGGAA
Messenger RNA from Camellia sinensis, 810 nucleotides. NCBI's taxonomy places the organism in Eukaryota, Viridiplantae, Streptophyta, Magnoliopsida, Ericales, Theaceae. The record is from RefSeq and is a predicted model, not a curated record.